UCAGUUUCUGAUCGCCCGCCGGUGCGUCGAACCAUUUGCCUGUCGUCCUAUAUAUAUAUCUAGCUAGAUCGAUCAUCCGUGUCAGGACUCGAUCUGCAGGAGACGCCGCCGCGCGCCGACUAUAGAGUACAAGCAGAAGCAGAGUGUGCUUGAUUAGUUCCUUGCUACUAGUUCUGUACUACUCUUCUGGCUUAUAUAUAUAUAUAUAUAUACACAUAUAUAUAUAUAUGAAUCACGGCAUCCACGGUCGGAGGUAUCCUUUCUCUGAGUCGGCAAUGGAGCACGACGUCGCCCACGGUGGUGGCGGCGGCGCUGUCCCCGCAGGCGAAGAAGCGUUCGAGGUGGCUCAUCAUCAGGAGGUGGAGCAGCAGGAGGAGUUCAGCGACUCUGAGUCGGGGUCCGAGCCCAUCGAGAUCUCCGACCUGAAGCGCCGCAUGUGGAAGGACCAGAUGCUGCUCAGCAAGCUGGAGGGGCGCGCGGGUGUCUUCAGGGCCGGCGGCGGGGCGGCGGGCCCGUCGUCCAGCAGGCCGCUUGCGCCACCGUCGUCGACGGCGAGCGCGGACGGGGCGGAGGAGGAGGAGGAGGAGGAGAACCCCGAGAUGCGGUGCCGGCGCAAGGCGAUGCUCCGCGCGCAGGACGGCGUGCUCCGCCACAUGCUCAAGAUGAUGGAGGCCUGCAACGCGCGCGGGUUCGUGUACGGCGUCAUCGACGAGGCCGGCGAGCCCAUGUCCGGGUCCUCCGACAGCCUCCGCGGGUGGUGGAAGGACAACGUGAGCUUCGACCGGUCCGGGCCCAUGGCGCUGACGGCCCCGGCCGGCGAGAGCCCGCCGGGCGUCGCGUCGUGCCUCCACCGGCUCCAGGACAUCCAGGACAGCACGCUGGGGUCCGUGCUCUCGGCGCUCAUCCAGCACUGCGUGCCGCCGCAGCGGAGCUUCCCGCUGGAGCGCGGGCUGGCGCCGCCGUGGUGGCCGACCGGGGAGGAGGCCUGGUGGGGCUCCCAGGGCGAGGUCCAGGCGCACCAGGGCGUGCCGCCGUACCGGAAGCCGCACGACCUCAAGAAGGCGUGGAAGAUCUCGCUGCUGAGCGCGGUGAUCAAGCACAUGAGCCCGCGCUUCGACCAGAUGCGCAAGCUCGUGUGGCAGUCCAAGCGCCUGCAGCAGAAGAUGAGCGCCAAGGAGACGGAGACGUGGUCCAAGAUCCUGCGCCAGGAGGAGACGCUCAGCCGCCGCCUCAAGACCGCGCUCAAGAUCACGCCCCUCGACGGCGACGGCGACGAGGAGCACGGCAGCAGCAGGGACGACCAGAACGACGGCCUGGAGGACGUAGUCCGCGGUGUGCAUGACAAGCGCAAGCGCGAGCUGAUCAGCACAGUAGACAACGGCGGGGAGGCGCUGGUGGCCGGCCUGCUCGUGGCGGAUGUUCACCUUAGCCCGAUGGACGAGCUCCUGAAGCGUUACUACUACGGCUGCGUGCCUGAUCAGCAAGAAGGCGCCGUCGCGCCGGAUCAGAACGAAGAAGCUGGCGUCAUGAUGAUGCCUCUGGGAGAGCUGGACCUGGACCUGUGCGGCGUCGUCGACGAGGUGCCGCCGGACGUGCUGUUCGAUCUCAUCGCGAGCUGGUCGGGAGCGGACGAGGACGACGCGUUCCGCCUGAUGCAGGACUGAGCACAGUGACUCAGCUUCAGCGUGUUGGGCCACGCGUCGCCGCGCGAUAGGCCUGCUUGGGCGGGAGGAACGACGUGGCGCGUGGAUGGCGUGGAUGGCUAGUCAAACUGUCAAAGUGCGUCUAGGUACUCUGCUUUGUUUGCGUUCAUGUUCUUCUGGAGCUUAUCGCAAUGGGGGCCUGUGACUGUGA
Sorghum bicolor (sorghum) is the source of this 1854-nucleotide messenger RNA. Its product is annotated as putative ETHYLENE INSENSITIVE 3-like 4 protein. The transcript has a single exon. Gene Ontology annotation, molecular function: DNA binding; DNA-binding transcription factor activity. Bases 228 to 1664 code for a protein of 478 amino acids. NCBI's taxonomy places the organism in Eukaryota, Viridiplantae, Streptophyta, Magnoliopsida, Poales, Poaceae. Gene Ontology annotation, cellular component: nucleus. The record is from RefSeq and is a predicted model, not a curated record.